Molecule: messenger RNA, 1393 nt
Organism: Lolium perenne
Lineage: Eukaryota; Viridiplantae; Streptophyta; Magnoliopsida; Poales; Poaceae
Product: senescence-specific cysteine protease SAG39
Biological process (GO): proteolysis
Molecular function (GO): cysteine-type peptidase activity
Source: RefSeq, a predicted model, not a curated record
UCCUGCAUAAACAUUAGUUAUCCUCACAGUUACAGCAAAUGUACGCCUAAUGCACAAUAAUAAAUUAUGUUCUAAAUACUCCUUCAAGGCUACGCAGGAGCUUGCCCCUUUUCACACAGUACAACUUCGUGCACGCACCGUACCUAUGUACCUAUUUCUCAAAUAAUACAAUCACUUGUGAGUACUAUAUAUAUCACCUAGUUAAAUUGAACAACGCAAACCAAAACGUACUCACUACUACGGGUGGCAAGCAAUUCAGAGGAGGGCCUGACCAAACAUGGCCAUCCCCAAAGCUUCACUCCUUGCCAUUCUCGGCUGUCUCUUCUUUAGUUCUGUCCUCGCAGCUCGUGAGCUGAAUGACGACUUAUCCAUGGUAGCGAGGCACGAGGAUUGGAUGGUAAAGUAUGGCCGCGUCUAUAAUGAUGCUGUUGAGAAGGCGCAGAGGUUCGAGAUAUUCAAGACUAAUGCUCGAUUCAUCGACUCAUUCAACGCUAGUGGUGGCAAGUUCUGGCUCAGCAUCAACCAAUUUGCUGACAUCAGCAAUGGUGAGUUCAGGGCAACCAAGACUAACAAGGGGUACAUUUCAAGCACGCUGAAGGUUCCUACGGGAUUCAGGUAUGAGAAUAUGAGUCUUGAUGCACUCCCGCCAACGGUGGACUGGAGGACAAAGGGUGCAGUUACCCCCGUCAAGAAUCAAGGCCAAUGUGGUUGUUGUUGGGCCUUUUCUGCUGUUGCUGCAACAGAGGGCGUUGUGAAGCUAAGUACUGGCAACCUUAUCUCGCUCUCGGAGCAAGAAUUGGUGGAUUGUGAUGUUCACGGUGAGGACCAGGGUUGCGAGGGCGGACUCAUGGAUGACGCUUUCAAGUUCAUUAUCAAGAAUGGAGGCCUCACUAAGGAGUCUAGCUAUCCAUAUUCCGCGACAGACGGCAAGUGCAAGAGUGGUACUAGCAGUGCUGCAGUGAUUAAGAGCUACGAGGAUGUGCCUACCAAUGAUGAAGGUGCCCUCAUGAAGGCAGUGGCAAGCCAACCUGUGUCAGUUGCCGUAGAUGGAGGAGACAUGAUAUUCCAAUUUUACUCUGGUGGUGUGAUGACUGGUUCCUGUGGUACUGAUUUGGAUCAUGGGAUUGCAGCCAUCGGCUAUGGUACAACAGAUGAUGGUACAAAGUAUUGGUUGCUGAAGAAUUCUUGGGGCACAACAUGGGGCGAGAAUGGAUUCUUAAGAAUGGAAAAGGACAUUAGUGAUAAGAAGGGCAUGUGCGGCCUUGCCAUGGAGCCCUCUUACCCCACGGCUUAGUUAGGCCAUGAAAUGCCACAUAUUUGAACAAAUACACUAGAUUGAAUAAAUGUAUGUCUCUUGUUCUACGGUUGUAUGUCCAUAUGUAUCUGCUUGUAC